Molecule: messenger RNA, 461 nt
Organism: Pseudovirgaria hyperparasitica
Lineage: Eukaryota; Fungi; Ascomycota; Dothideomycetes; Acrospermales; Acrospermaceae
Exons: 1
Coding region: 186-428 (80 amino acids)
Source: RefSeq, a predicted model, not a curated record
AGAUAAUUGCAGCACAUCAAGCACCAUUACAAGAGAGCACAAUGAUAGAUACUGUAGGUCUUCCUCCACCACCCCUGACAGGGUGACGCAGUAUACGGGCGGCUGGUGUGCGACAAAGCGGCACUGGCACUACUGAUCGUCGUAUGCGGGAUCAAAAGUAAGUCCUCCCGCAUGAGAUUGCUUCGAUGUAUGGGUGCAUGGAUUGCCGCCAAGAGCAGCUUUAUCCUGCCAAAUCAGACCAUGCAGGAUAUCCCUGCACAACGAAUUGGAAUUCCAGCCAACUGGCUGGGUAUCAUCAUGAUCUCGUCUGGGGGGUUCAAUGGCUUGACGUGCCCAAGGAUGAGGCGAUUGCACGGCCAAUAAAGAUUGGCCAUACGUGGGGCUGCCUCGAAGUCUUCCCAGCGCGACUUUGGUAUCGACGACCGUAACCAAAAUUCAUGUGCCAAUGGUGUCUCGAUCGG